GCCCGUGCGACCCGGCAUAUCGACGAACAGUCAAUUCAUCGCGCCUACUCGCCACCGGCCAGUGUGCCUGCUCGUCUGGUUACCCGCAGCCUUUUGAUGGUCUGCUCACUCGUUCGCCGGCAUUUACCCACUCGCUCGCUCUGCCUAUCUACCUACUCGCCUGCCCCUUCCUCACUCAUAUGGAUGCCUUUUUGCCUGCCGCAUUGUUUGCCCUCCCGCCUGCCUCUUCGUUCGACUAGUACCCGGCACUUGUUGACCUCCUGAUCAUAGUUCUACUCUGUCUGCACAACCAUCUUCCCCCCCGUCACGUCCCCGCCACACUCCUCACGUCCAAAUCUACUCGUCCGCGCCCGCCUCCUGUCAUAUCCGAUACAACACUGCCUAAUCCGGUCCGUCUCGCCAUCCCGAAAAUGGAUGGCGACCGCUCGCCACCCUCCGCCCUCGACACUCUCCCUACCUCCCUCACGCCAUCUUCGACCGUCUACUCGCUCCCGAGUCCUGGCUUCUACCUGGCGUCUCUUCUCACUCCGUUCGUCGUCCCGUCGCAGUCUCACGUCCCCGCGCCCUGCCCACCAGCAGCCACGAUGCGCGACUGCAUCCCCGUCUCACACCGUCCGCCGCCUCAUCAGAGUUUGGACCCACACACGGCCACAUCGCACAGGUCUCCUGUCGCCCUCCCUGCCAACAUCUCACGUCCCCGCACCCCAUCCGCCAGCAGCCACAGUGCGCCACUCACUCGCCCGCCCGCCUGCUGCCUGUCCAGUCGUGCGUCUGUCUACGCAUCUACUCAUCCACAACUUGCUCAUCGUAGUAUCACUCCACUUACUUCCCUGGCUUGCCCGUCCAUUCUCCGGCCUACUCAUGCACUUGCCUAUCCACCUGCCCACAUAUUUGCACGCCCGCCUGCAUGCUUGCCUACCCUACCCACCUGCGUAUUGACCUGACCACGCGCCGGAAUAUCCGCUACCGCCCGCGCGCCCGCAUACUCAUUUGUGCAUCCC
Molecule: messenger RNA, 1001 nt
Organism: Fomitopsis serialis
Lineage: Eukaryota; Fungi; Basidiomycota; Agaricomycetes; Polyporales; Fomitopsidaceae
Exons: 1
Coding region: 411-944 (177 amino acids)
Source: RefSeq, a predicted model, not a curated record